Molecule: messenger RNA, 1806 nt
Organism: Drosophila grimshawi
Lineage: Eukaryota; Metazoa; Arthropoda; Insecta; Diptera; Drosophilidae
Product: probable cytochrome P450 12d1 distal, mitochondrial
Exons: 4
Coding region: 106-1668 (520 amino acids)
Molecular function (GO): iron ion binding; heme binding; monooxygenase activity
Source: RefSeq, a predicted model, not a curated record
AGUUGACUGUAUAUAAACGAGUGGAGAGCUCACAAAAUAAUUCAGUUUGAGCUACGUACUGGUUGAGAACAGUCGAUCGGUUGAUAGCUAAUCACCACUACAAUAAUGGCCACAACAAAAGUACCACUAGCAGCGCGACAACUUGCGCUGAUUGGCGCCAGAUCAACACACGUUUCAGCUGCGUUGAAUCCGACUGAGAAUGUAAGUAAUGCACGGGCCCGUGCAUUUAGCGAAGUGCCCCGACCAGGAAAACUGCAAUUCUUGCGCGCUUUUCUGCCGGGUGGGGAGUUUCGUAAUCUUUCCAUAACGGAUUUUGCGUUGACCUUGAGGAAGCGGUAUGGCGAUGUCUUUGUAAUACCAGGUUUUUUUGGACGCACGGAUUUGGUAGUCACAUUCAGUACCAAGGAUAUCGAGAUGGUAUUUCGCAAUGAGGGAAUUUGGCCAGACCGAGGUCUAUUCGAAUCAGUGGCUUAUUUUCGCGAGCACAUCAGGCCCGAAGUGUUUGAAUCGACGAAGGGACUGGUAGCCACGCAAGGCGAGGAGUGGGGCAAACUUCGUUCGGCUUUGAAUCCUGUUUUUAUGCAACCCAAAGGCCUGAAGAUGUACUAUAAACCAUUGUCGAAUAUCAACAAUGAGUUUAUUGAGCGCAUCAAAGAAAUACGUGAUCCGAAGACCCUGGAGGUUCCCGGUGACUUUGAGGAGGAAAUGGCACGCAUGAUUUUCGAGUCAAUUUCUUUGAUUGCCUUCAAUUGCGAAAUGGGCCUCAUACGCAAGCAUCGUAACAAUCCCGAUGCUCUGACGCUAUUCAAAUCAAGUCGAGAUAUAUUUCGGUUGAUCUAUCUGCUGGAUGUACAGCCCUCAAUUUGGAAGUAUAUAUCCACACCGACCUAUCGCAAAAUGAUGCGCAUCCAAAACGAGAGUCUAAAUGUUUCUCAGCGUUUAGUCGAGGAGGCUCGCUUGGAUCUGGAGCGGCGCCGUGCGGCCGGAGAGCAGACCGCCAACAGCAGCAUGAUGGAUCGAAUGUUGGACAUUGAUCCCAAAAUAGCGGUAAUCAUGGGAUGGGAUAUCCUUUUUGCCGGUGUCGAUGGAACUCUGAUGUUAUUGUCUGCGUUGCUUUUGUGCCUCAGCAAGAAUCAGGACAAGCAGCACAAACUGCGCGAAGAAUUGAUGCGAGUGAUGCCAACAAAGGAGUCACUACUCAAUGAGGCGUCAAUGAAGGACAUGCCAUAUUUGCGAGCAGUUAUCAAGGAGGCAUUGCGCUAUUAUCCCAAUGGACUUGGCACCACGCGCAAGUGCAAACAGGACGUUACCCUUUCGGGCUACAAUAUACCCCAAGGAACAGAUAUUUUGGUGGCUUCUAAUGCACUGAUGACGGACAAUGAAUACUAUCCACAAGCCGAUAAGUUCCUGCCCGAGCGUUGGCUGCGUGAUGCCGAGACGAACAAGAAGAUGCAGAUCACUCCUUUCACUUUUCUGCCUUUCGGAUUUGGGCCACGCCAGUGCAUUGGAAAGCGUAUUGUGGAUCUGGAAAUAGAAACCUCGCUGGCAAAAAUCAUACGCAAUUUCCAUGUGGAGUUCAAUCACGACGCAUCCAAGCCUUUUAAGACGACAUUCCUUAUGGAGCCAGCCAUUAAGUUCCGCUUCAAGUUCACAGAUGUGGAGAAUUAAUUUUAAGCAACAAAUCAAAAAACCUGUGGUUUUUUGCUGUACAUAAAUUGAUAAAUUGAUUAACAAAAAUAUAGGAUUAUUUUUUAAAAGAGCUGCUUUAAUUCAUUACUUAUAGUAUUAUAAACUGUAGAAAAUAUU